This is a messenger RNA of Microsporum canis CBS 113480, 321 nucleotides long. RefSeq lists its product as uncharacterized. The record is from RefSeq and is a predicted model, not a curated record. Lineage: Eukaryota; Fungi; Ascomycota; Eurotiomycetes; Onygenales; Arthrodermataceae. The transcript is spliced from 3 exons. The coding region runs from base 1 to 321 and encodes 106 amino acids.
AUGUCCCCAGCUCCUGUGGUGUAUUCCCCGGUUGAUGAAUUACUUAAAAAAUGCACAGGAAAGCAAGUCAACAUCCCAUUCAUGCUUUCUCUGUUUCCCGGAUGGCACCCGCGUAUAAGUCCACAUUACAAGGCGAGCCUGGAGACAGUGGAUGCAUGGCGUCAACGAUGGAUUGACAACUCUGUUAGCCUAUCACGCAACAGGAAAGUGAACAGUUCUUUUCUCUCCAGUACCAUUUUCCCUGAAGCCGCUCUCGAAGAGUUGAAGAUGAUGGCAAUAUGGAAUAGCUGGGCCCGACGAGAUAGAAGCAACAAGACGUGA